Messenger RNA from Scatophagus argus, 4015 nucleotides. RefSeq names its product caM kinase-like vesicle-associated protein. Gene Ontology annotation, cellular component: intracellular anatomical structure. Bases 240 to 1544 code for a protein of 434 amino acids. Gene Ontology annotation, biological process: peptidyl-serine phosphorylation. Gene Ontology annotation, molecular function: calcium/calmodulin-dependent protein kinase activity; calmodulin binding; ATP binding. The transcript is spliced from 11 exons. The record is from RefSeq and is a predicted model, not a curated record. Lineage: Eukaryota; Metazoa; Chordata; Actinopteri; Scatophagidae.
UCCCUCCCUUCCUCUCUCCUCCUCACCGCUCGACGCGCACAGGCACAACAGAUGGUACAUUACUACAGGCUGCGGGAGCGCAAGAAUCUGAUGCACAAGUACUUUUAUUUUUCUAAACUUCACAGGAACGUUUAGUAUAAUACGAGUAGGGGUGGGUUUCUCCGAGGACAAACUCGACUUUGACCGUCAGUGGAUCCUACGUUUAGAGGUGGAAUUUGGUGUCAAGGUCAGGAGUGGCCAUGCCAUUUGGCUGUUUGACAAUCGGGGAAAAGAAGGAUUAUAACAAUCCUUCAGACGUGACAGAUAAAUAUGACAUGGGCCAGCUUGUUAAAUCGGAGGAGUUCUGUGAGAUAUUCAGGGCCAAGGACAAAACCACAAUGAAAAUGUACACAUGUAAAAAGUUCCUGAAAAAGGAUGGAAGGAAAGUCCGCAAGGCUGCGAAAAAUGAGAUCCUCAUCUUGAAGAUGGUGAAGCAUCCCAAUAUUCUCCAGCUGGUGGACGUCUUCGAGACCAAAAAAGAGUACUUCCUCUUCCUUGAACUUGCAACAGGCAGAGAGGUAUUUGACUGGAUCCUGGACCAAGGUUACUACUCAGAGCGAGACACCAGCAAUGUGGUUCGCCAGGUGUUGGAGGCUGUCGCCUACCUGCACUCCCUGCGUAUUGUUCACAGAAACCUCAAGUUGGAGAACUUGGUCUAUUACAACCGCCUGAAGCACUCUAAAAUAGUCAUCAGCGAUUUCCAUCUUGCCAAGCUUGAGAACGGACUAAUCAAGGACCCCUGUGGGACACCAGAGUACCUGGCCCCAGAGGUGGUUGGCAGACAGCGAUAUGGCAGGCCUGUGGACUGCUGGGCAACAGGUGUCAUCAUGUACAUACUGCUGUCAGGCAACCCUCCCUUCUACGAUGAAACCGAUGACGAUGAUUAUGAAAACCACGACAAGAACCUGUUCCGAAAGAUCCUGGCAGGCGAUUAUGAGUUUGACUCUCCAUACUGGGAUGACAUCUCUGAUUCAGCUAAGAGCCUGGUUGCUCGUCUGAUGGAGGUGGAUCAAGACCAGAGACUGACAGCCCAGGAGGCUAUAAACCAUGAAUGGAUCUCUGGCGGUGCAGCUUCGGAUAAGAACAUCAAGGAAAAUGUGUGUGCACAAAUAGAGAAGAACUUUGCCAGAGCUAAAUGGAAGAAAGCUGUGCGGGUCACCACCAUCAUGAAGAGACUGAGGGCACCUGAGCAGAGUGACUCGAGGGCAACCAGUCCUGCAGCAGCUGCCCCAACAGACACCGCAGCUCAGCAGCCUGCCACCGACCCCUCCGCAACUUUAUCUGCUGCGACACCUGAGGGAGCGCCCGCUGCCGUCACAGAGCUCCCUGCCAGAGUGGAGAUGAACCAGCCGGCACCCGAGGCUGGAGCUGGAGUGGCAGCCUCAGCUGCAGAGCCACAGCAGCCCAGCCUGGCGCCACAGGACGCCGAGCCCACAUCGCGUUGUAACGGAGAAGCUUCGACCGCUCUCCAUGCACCCACCGAGGGUGGGGAUGAGCAGGGUUAGAUGCCCCUUCCUCUCCUGUGUGACCUCUGCAGUCCCCACCAACUCCUGCACACUGUACAUUAGCUGCUAGCAUGGUGACACUGACUCUGCUUCUUUCUCACUUGCAGCAUUAGUAUCAUCUCAUGGAGGCUGUGUGCUACCUUUCCUGAGUGCUGCCUUGCUUUGGCUUUCUUUUACCAUGUUUUGUGUCUUUUUUUCACUGACCCUCCAGUGUUUCAUGUCAGAUUAUAUAAACCACGUCUAUCUCCGCAAACUUGAGGUUUUUGGGGCAAAAACAGAUUUGCUGUCAAACUGUGGCUUACAGCUAAAGUCUUAUUUCUGAUUCUUCUCUUAGUGAUGAGAGAAUAUAGGAAGACAUAAUUGCGUUGAAAAUGGCUGUGAUUUCUUUUUGAUGAGCCAAUCUGGGAAAGUUUUCUCUGCCAGUCUUACAAGUGAAGUACUUCUUCUUAAAAUCAGGAGAAAAGUUUUGCUUCUGAAAUUUUGACCUUGUACCAUAAUAAUCAAGUGCUGGUUCUCACAAAUGGAAAAGGUAAUAUGGUUGUCUUUCUCAUCUGUUAUUGUCUACACUAACCGAUUAUUGUGCGUUAAACAAUGCUGGUGACUGGGAGUUAUUGUGCCCAGUGAUGUAUUUUGAACUAGGCAGCUUCACACAUAAGCACACGCACAAACACAAUGUUCCUUUGCUAACUUCCUGCUCAGGAAAGAACCUCAUAGCUGUAAGUGUAAACAUUCUGUAUAUAGAGACCUUUGUAGAAGUAGCCAAAACAGCAUGCGUUCUCACUUUUAUUCAUUUUACAUUUACAGCCACUUGGUGGAUAAAAACGUGCUACUGCCAACCUCGUCACUGGCCCCUGUACCCUCGCCUCCUGCCACAAGCCAUGUUAAGGCUAAUCUUCUUUUGAAAAGCACACUAUACAUUACUCUGUCUAUUGCUAUUGUUCAUUUAGCGCCCCAAGCUGUCAAUGUAAGCUAUAUGAAAAAAUGUCUUUAAAAAAAGUCAUUACAUCGCAGUUCUAUGCAUCCAAAUUAAUUUGUAGCUUUUCUUUUUUAGAAACGUCACUUCAUGGCAUCUUUAUCCAUCACGUUUUUUUUUUUUUUUUUGCUAGGUCUUAGUCUACUUGUAUCUACCUUGGUUCAGUCAUGUCCUCUGUGUUAGGAUAUUGACUAAAAUGCCAUACAUGUCUUAAUAAAUGGUUGUAACUGUAAAACAAAAUGUGCAUUAAUUGACCACAUGCGGCUGUUAAGGGAAGACAUGCAUCAUCAUUGUGACUUCGUGGUAAUGAGGGUCAUCUUCAUCAAUACAGCUUUGCUGACUUGUAUUGAACUGAUAAAAUGUAUGGAGCACAUGUUUGACAUUUCUGAACUUAUUGUUUAUUUAUUUGUUUUUUUUUAUUAUUUCCCUCUUUGCCUUGUUUUUUACUUUUUUGUUUUUCCAACUUUUUCAGUUGUUUUUCAGCUUAUACUUGACAAACAGUAAUAACAAUCUAUCCUUUCCUGUCACUGGUCCCCUCGAGCAUUAAUACUGGGCUACAGAUGGAGUUCUCUGUAAUCACUCUAGAGGAAAUUGAGCAAUAUUCGACUGGCUGCAGAAACUGUGAUUUCUGGUGUCCUUUUCGAUACAGUCCAUGUACUUGUAAGUAGAAGUCUAUAGUCCUCGCCACCUGUCAGGCCCAUCAGGGCCACUAACACAAGGCUGCUGUCAGAUAAGUGUGUGUGUGUGUGUGUGUGUGUGUGUGGAGGAUGGUGAAUAAGACCAUAUUUGCUCCUCUGGCCUGUGAGUGUCCACAUGAUACUGGACAAUGGGCUCUCAUACCCUGGUCACAUAAAGACAGCAGCCACUGUCAAUCUGAUUAUUAGAUGAUAUAAUUAAAGUAUAAUAUGUUAUGACUCGUGCACCACUUUGUCUGACUCUACCCAGUCUGUUGUCAAAAGUAUUUACUGUGAACACCUGUGAAUUUAUAUGAAAAUGUCCAUUUCAGAUAAAAAGGGGCUCUGGAUAAAACUUAAAUUUAUUAACCGUAGAAUCUCAAGUUUAACUUUGUUGCUACAGUCUUUUAUUUAUACAUGUAUCUCCUUUACUUGUGCUACAGUAGAUUGGUAGACACACCAAUGAUUCAGAUUAUACAACUAUAUUAUUUCUUACAUUGUUAAAGAUAAAUAUUUAGAUUUUAAUGAGAGGCUUAAACAGACGAAUAUCAGAGAUUUUUUUAUGUGAAUAGAUUAUUUUAUGUGGUCCGUUCUCUUUGUUUAGAUGGCAAAUAAACACUGUUUAAAUACUGUUCCACAGUUUAAAGCAAUGCUUUUUUCCAAUACAUUUCUCAUUGUAUUUAAUAUUCAUGUCUGUUCAUUUUGCCAUGCACUUACAGGUGUAUUUGUAGAUGUGAUGUUUGCCAGGACCAGCAGUCACCUGCAGGUCCUGGCUUGCAUUUGUGAGCUCUGUACUGUACUUCUUGACUGAGUUGAUAACUUUG